AUAAGCAAGUCACUCAGACAACCAGGAGCAGCCGAGACAGCUGGGUGGGUGGCGUGGGACACCGAGCUGUGACCUGUGCCGUGUCCUUCGCCUCGACACCGGACCCCAUGGCGACGCCUUCGCAGAAGAGGAGCACCCGCAGCGGGGCUGCGGGGACCCCCUUGUCCCCCACCCGUAUCACUCGCUUGCAGGAGAAGGAGGAAUUACAAGAGCUCAAUGACCGCUUGGCCGUCUACAUCGACAAGGUGCGCUCGCUGGAGUUGGAGAACGCCGGUUUGCGGCUCCGCAUCACCGAAUCGGAGGAGGUGGUGAGCCGGGAGGUCUCAGGCAUCAAGGCUGCUUAUGAGUCGGAGCUGGCAGAUGCUCGCAAGACCUUGGAUUCGGUGGCCAAGGAGAGAGCUCGGCUGCAGCUGGAGCUCGGCAAAGUCCGGGAGGAGCACAAGGAGCUGAAAGCCCGGAAUGCCAAGAAGGAAGGGGACCUGCUGGCUGCCCAGGCUCGCCUCAAGGACGUGGAGGCUCUGCUUAACUCCAAGGAGGCUGCGCUCUCUACAGCCCUCGGCGAGAAGAGGAAUCUGGAGAACGAAGUGCGGGACCUGAGGGCGCAGGUGGCCAAGUUGGAAAGUGCCUUGAGCGAAGCCAAGAAGCAGCUGCAAGAUGAGAUGCUGCGCCGCGUGGACGCCGAGAACCGUCUGCAGACGCUGAAGGAAGAGCUGGAAUUUCAGAAGAACAUUUACAGCGAGGAGCUGCGAGAGACCAAGCGCCGUCACGAGACCAGGCUGGUGGAGAUCGACAACGGGCGUCAGCGGGAGUUCGAGAGCAAGCUUUCCGAAGCCUUGCAGGAGCUGCGGAGCCAGCACGAAGCCCAGAUCCGGCUUUACAAGGACGAACUGGAGAAGACCUACGGGGCGAAGCUGGAGAACGCCAAGCAGUCGGCGGAAAGGAACAGCAACAUGGUGGGUGCUGCUCACGAGGAGCUGCAGCAAACCCGCAUCCGCAUCGACAACCUCUCCUCUGAAGUCAGCCAGCUGCAGAAGCAGUUGGCCGCCAAAGAGGCGAAGCUGCACGAUUUAGAGGAUAUUCUGGCCAGAGAACGCGAGACCAACCGGCGCCUGCUCUCCGACAAGGAGCGGGAGAUGGCCGAGAUGAGGGCACGCAUGCAGCAGCAGCUGGAUGAGUACCAGGAGCUGCUGGACAUCAAGCUGGCUCUAGACAUGGAGAUCAAUGCCUACCGCAAGCUGCUGGAGGGCGAGGAGGAGCGGCUGAGGCUGUCCCCAAGCCCUUCCUCCCACAAAGGUGCGUCCCGUAGCCACAUGUCCACCCCGGGCUCCUCCAAGAAGAGGAAGCUGGAGGACAGCGAAAGUCGGACCAGCUUCUCCCACCACGCUCGGACAAGCGGCCGCGUUGGCGUGGAGGAGGUGGACCUGGAGGGCAGAUUCGUCCGUCUCAGGAACAAGUCCAAUGAGGACCAGGCGAUGGGGAACUGGCAGAUCAAGCGUCAGAACGGAGACGAUCCCCCCAUCACCUACCGCUUCCCCCCAAAGUUCACCCUGAGGGCUGGCCAGGUGGUCACGAUCUGGGCCUCAGGAGCCGGGGCGACCCAUAGCCCACCCAGCAACUUGGUGUGGAAAGCCCAGAGCAGCUGGGGCUCCGGGGACAGCCUGCGCACCGCCCUCAUCAACUCCAACGGGGAGGAGGUGGCCAUGAGGAAACUGGUCCGCACCGUGAUCAUCAACGAUGAAGAUGAGGAUGAAGACGACGAUGAAGUGAACAUCCACCACCGCCAUCAACACGGGAGCUGCAGCGGCUCUGGGGACCCCGGUGAAUACAACCUCCGCUCACGCACCGUGGUCUGCGGCACGUGCGGGCAGCCGGCCGACAAAGCGGGCACCCAGACCACCGGUAUCAACACCGUGUCCUCGGGCUCCUCCACUUCCAGUGUGACCGUCACCCGCAGCUACCGCAGCAUGGGCGACUCUGGCAUUGGCCUUGGGGACAGCCUGGUGUCCAGAAACUACCUCCUGGGGAGCUCCAGCCCCCGUAGGCAGGCUCAGGCUGUGCAAAACUGCAGCAUCAUGUAACUCCGUGGCACCAUUCCUGUGUUUCCUGGCCAUUUCCCGCUGGUUUUUUUUUUUGUUUCUUCCCAAAGCAAAAGAAUUUUUUUGUUUUUCCUUUAAAAAAAAAAAAAUCAUAUCAAAAACCGAGGUUGGUUUUUUUUUUUUGUUUUCUAUAGCAGGAAUUUUAUAUAUAUAUAUAUAUAAAAAAAAUGCUAAAAUAUGCUUUGAUUUUUUUUUUUGUAAAGAAAAAAAAUCUAUUUCUAUAAAAAAAAAAAACCAAACAAAAAAAAAAAAAAAAGCUUUUCAACUUCAAAACCUUUUUUAAACCUUCAGCCAAAGACACCGAGGAAUUGUGUUUACCGCACAGCCCUGCAGGAAGAGAUUGUAGUUUAUCAGUUCUAUAGAUUGUAUCCUUUUUGCCAAAGCUUUUUUUAUCCAGGAUUGGGAGAAGCCAAGCCAGCCCGGUCAGAGCUGCGCGCUCCGCUCCUGCCUGUCGGGCUUUGAGGAGCCGCUGAGGUGCUGAGGCAGAAGCUGAGCUGGUUCGGAUCAUCCUCAUUGCGCCUUUAUCACCUUUAGGGGUUUUUUUUUGGGGGGGGUCUGAACCCCAAAUUCCCUUUUCACUCUCUAUUUGAUGGGGGUUUCCUCCCCGCAGUGCUGGCGCGGGGGCUGGCGGCAGCUUGGGGGUGAUGCUGGGCGUCUCUUCGCGGUGGUGGAGGCAUCACCCCUCUUCCCAGACCCUUGUCCCGUCCCUCCAUGUACUGUUUGGCCCAUCCAAAGCCCCCCCCUUCACCCUUUUGGGGUUCGUGUUCUUUUUUUCUAAGCAGCCGAGUUGUGCCUUAAGCCAAAGUGGGGACCGCGCCGCGGGAGGGACCCCGCACGGCACCCGGGGGAGAUGGAGGAGACGAUGGACAAAGCCACCGGAGCUGCAGCCCGGGACCAGAUGGAUUUGGCGGAUGGGGGGAUGGAGCUCGUUCCUGUGAGCUCGGAAGCAGUGGGAGCCCCUUUCACCCCCAAUUCGGUGCAUCUGGUGGGGUUCCCACCCGUUUUGCUCCGCUAGGGUUAACGGAGCUCCUGUGCAGGAGCUCCUUUCAGGGCAGGAUGAGGCCAAGGAUGUCCAGGAUGGGGCUGGUUGCCAGGAAGGCGCUGAGAAAGGGGUUUUUUUGGUUGAGUGAGGUGGAUUUUGGGAGCCGGCACGAGCGGCUCCCCUCUCUCCGCAAGGGUCCAUCCAACCAUUGGUGGAGAUCGCAGCUUUGUGCCUCGACGCAGCACCCCUUGCCUCGAGGGCAGCCUGAGGGCAGGAUCAGGCCCCCAGCACGACACCCCCGACUCCGACGGGAUCUGGGGAGACCGCAUAUGUAUCUGUGCUUGCAAAGCUUCUGUAUUACUGCCUGUAUUUCCUUCCAAAAACCAAUACAGCCGAACCCUUCCCACCCCGUGUGCUGUG
Cuculus canorus (common cuckoo) is the source of this 3498-nucleotide messenger RNA. RefSeq names its product lamin A/C (gene LMNA). NCBI's taxonomy places the organism in Eukaryota, Metazoa, Chordata, Aves, Cuculiformes, Cuculidae. The record is from RefSeq and is a predicted model, not a curated record. Bases 108 to 2078 code for a protein of 656 amino acids. The transcript is spliced from 12 exons.